Molecule: messenger RNA, 633 nt
Organism: Penicillium argentinense
Lineage: Eukaryota; Fungi; Ascomycota; Eurotiomycetes; Eurotiales; Aspergillaceae
Exons: 1
Coding region: 1-633 (210 amino acids)
Biological process (GO): carbohydrate metabolic process
Molecular function (GO): polygalacturonase activity
Source: RefSeq, a predicted model, not a curated record
AUGGAUGUCGACAACAUCCAACUCACCAACCUAACCUACCAAGGCGGCGACGACUGCGUCGCCAUAAAACCACGCUCCUAUAACAUCAAAAUCCAAAACGUCACCUGCAAUGGCGGAAACGGCAUUGCAAUCGGUAGUCUCGGACAAUAUCUGGAAGACUCAAGCGUCGCCAACAUCACCGUGGACCAAGUGAAGAUCAUCCGGUACAACGAGGACAUGCACAAUUCCGCAUACAUCAAAACCUGGAUGGGUGGACUCGUCCCGCAAGACUCAUACGAGAGCGCAGGGCUCCCGCGCGGAGGAGGCUGGGGCAGCGUGACGAAUCUGGUUUUCUCCAAUUUCGAGGUCCAUGGGGCUAAUGCCGGGCCGGCAAUUACGCAGGAUAGUGGGGAUAAUGGCUCGUAUGGGGGCACGAGUAAGAUGAGUAUUUCGGAUGUUUCAUUUGUCAAUUUCACGGGGUCUAUUGAGACGUCUUCUAGGAAGGUGGCGUCGGUGUCGUGCUCGAAGGUGCUUCCGUGCUAUGAUAUCAAUUUUGAGAAUGUGGUGCUGUACCCCGAGAACUCGACCACACCCGGUGUUGGGUCGUGCAAGUAUACUGCUGAGAAUGGGGUUCAUGGGUUGGAUGGGUGUUGA